GUGACGAUAUUGCAAUGGCUGCAAGUUGCAUCGCAUUUGUUUUGCUCAUCUUUUACCUUUCUCUCUCGCAAGCAGCCGAAUGUCAUGGAAAGCCUUCACCAACAGCCAAACCGAACAACAACGCUAUUUACGUCGGCCCGCCGAUUUCCGUGAAAAACGUUUCGUAUGGAGAGCUGUACACUGUCGGUUCUGGGGAUGACAGAAUCAACAUCGUUCAUGUGUGGGGAUGGCCUUAUCAGAUGGGAUAUGCACACGGACAACUGGUGAAAGAUGUUGUUAAAAGUUUUAUUGAUGAAGUGUGGGAGUAUCUGGAAGAUAAAAUUGAAGAAGCAAUCAACUCAACUGCGCCUAUAUUCCAACCAUGGUUCUUAAAGGACGUUGCUGACUUGGGUCUUGAAUUAGCUUUGGAUUUGGAGAUCGCUAUCACUCGACCAUUUACUAGCAAGGACUUCCUUGAUGAGAUCAGGGGCCUUGCUGAUGCAACUGGAGUUGAUGCAAAGAAAUUGGAACGAGUUCAGUUGAUUGGAGAGCUAACGAAAGGGCAGUGUUCGAUGUUUGGAGCUUGGGGUGAGGCUGUUGCCAAUACAUCUAGUAGACUUCUGCAACUGAGAGCUCUGGAUUGGAAUAUGGAUGGCCCGUUUAAGAACUAUCCUCAAGUCACCGUGUUCCACCCUAACGUUGGAUACGGUCACACAUUUGCUACCGUUGGGUUUCCUGGGUUCCUUGGGGCUAUCACAGGGAUGUCUAUCAGAGGGAUGUCUAUAUCAGAAAUUGGAGUGUCUUUCCCUGACAGCUCAUUUGGGUCCGACUCAAGAUUUGGCAUUCCAUUUACAUAUUUCUUGAGAGACAUUUUGCAAUACAGUGUCAGUAUUGAUGAUGCUAUGAAGAGAACUACGGCAGCACAUCGAACGUGCUCUCUGCUCUUUGGAUAUGGAGAUGGAGAUAACGCUGCAUUUCGAGGUGUUCAGUACUCUUACUCGGUUGCCAACUUCUUUACCGACGACAAUUUGCAGCCGACCGCCGACUGGCAUCCGCACAUCAAGGACACUGUCUAUUGGGGAAUGGACUGGCUAUGUCCCAGUUACAACUCGGUGUUGGCUCGACAGCUUCGACGUUUCCAUGGCAACCUGACUCCUGACGUCACAAUUCAUAAUAUUUUGCCUGUUGUGCAGACCGGCGAUCUACACGUUGCUGUGUACGAUCUCACCAAUAAUUUCAUGUUUGUGUCGACGGCUCGUGGAGACGGAGAGACGGGACCACAGUUUGCUUACGACAGGACAUUUAUUCGAUUGAACAUGACGCGGUUAUUUGUGUAGCCGGCGACUUGGUAACACGCCAUUACGGUUUGCAGUGUUGACAUUUGUAUUAGUCGUUGAUGGUUUUCAUUGCAUUUAGAUUUGUCUAAAUAUCUCGAAUACCGGUUUUGGCUCAUAUUUAG
Corticium candelabrum is the source of this 1438-nucleotide messenger RNA. RefSeq names its product protein dcd1A-like. Bases 15 to 1316 code for a protein of 433 amino acids. The transcript has 11 exons. Lineage: Eukaryota; Metazoa; Porifera; Homoscleromorpha; Homosclerophorida; Plakinidae. The record is from RefSeq and is a predicted model, not a curated record.